Messenger RNA from Enterobius vermicularis (human pinworm), 1476 nucleotides. The record is from the annotation of a GenBank genome assembly. NCBI's taxonomy places the organism in Eukaryota, Metazoa, Nematoda, Chromadorea, Rhabditida, Oxyuridae.
AUGUCACUCACACAAGACACAAGGUUAGAAUUUUACAGAUCACUGCAGUGUGACAGCACAAUGCCAAAUCUCGCUUCUUUAGAUGACGAUGGAUAUCUAGUCGUCCAAAGCGACUUAAAUCCAACCAGACGCUCGAAACUGCCAUGCUAUUAUCAAAGUAUUACCGGAUCACUAUAUCCUAAAAUUUCAAGUUAUGAAUCUUCUGAACGAAUCGCACUGGAGCCACAUCAGUUUGUGAAAGUAAAAGAUGAUCAAUUUAUUGUCGAAUGUUUUAAUAAGACUACAGUUGCUAGAAUCAACAGCAAGGAAUAUACUAAUAAUUCCUUACUAUACUCCAAAGCAUUUGCGACAUUCUCUGACAAAUUCCCAAAGGUCAAAAUAAUAAGUGCCAACUCAGUUACCGAUAAGCUUCGAGAUUUCGACUAUGCCACUCCAGAAUCACCGUCACUUAGCAUUCUUGUAUUCGACUCUUUAGCUCGAAAUCAAUUCCUACGGCAUAUGCGUCGAUCACUUGAGUACAUGAAAAAAUUAGGAUUUAUUUUUUUUGAAGGUUACACAAAAGUGGGAGAUAACUCGAACGUCAACCUACUUCCGAUAUUGGCAGGAAAAUCAACGUUGCCAAAAGUGGGCGGGAAUGGAGAAGAAUUGAUGCCAGAAAAUAAGACCAUUGACUUUCAGAAUCUUGAAACCUUAUGGACGAUAAUGAAAGUUCUGGACUCUACAAAAUAUAUCCUAGAAAGACGGUGCAUAACAAUGUUCAAUGAUGAAAUCGGGCACAAAGCGCGUGGAUUAUUUCAUUACGGAAAACCACAGUACCACGGUUUCAAAGUUCCACCGACAAACUACUAUUUCCGACCAUUCCACAUUCACCUUACUCAGCAGCUAAGAGCUUCCAUAUGCACUCCUACCGGACAGUUCUCAACAGAGCUGUUUUUAAACUUGUGGGAAAACUUCGCGAAGAAAUUCAAGGAUUACUGCAACUUCUCCUUCAAUUUUAUAACCCUCUUAUCGCACGAUCAUGCUAGCUACAUUGAACUUGCCGAUGAAAAACUGAGAAUUUCCCUUGAACGGUUGUACGCAUCAGGCGCUUUUAAUAAUACGGCUUUUGUGAUUAUGGGAGAUCACGGCAACCGAAUUUCAAACAUACAACGCAGCUACGUAGGAAGAAUUGAAGAACGAGCUCCACUACUCAGCAUCAAACUACCCGAAAGUUUCAGCGCAAAAUAUGCGGAAAAAGUUAAAAUACUUAAAAAGAAUACUAAACGGCUUAUCAGCAACUAUGACGUACAUCAGACUCUCAAAGAUAUCGCGAAGGGAAAAUUUAGAAGCGAAAGGCCAUUCUGGCAACAAAAAGGAAGAGGAAAAAGCAUGUUUGAAGAAGUUGUUGAGACGGAUAGAACUUGUGAAGAUGCCGGAAUCCCAUACAAUUUUUGUCUCUGCAUGGAAAAACAAGGCAACAGCAGACUGUCUAGGUAA